This is a messenger RNA of Thlaspi arvense, 4019 nucleotides long. NCBI's taxonomy places the organism in Eukaryota, Viridiplantae, Streptophyta, Magnoliopsida, Brassicales, Brassicaceae. The record is from the annotation of a GenBank genome assembly.
GAAGCUGGUCCGAGACGGACCAAAUUUUCCAGCAACGUACUCAACCGCUUUAAAUUGUUUCUUUUCCUAAUUUUCUUUUGUCAUUUGCUUUUUUUUGUUCUUCUUCUUAAAAUACAUAUGAACCGAUCAUUCUCAUUUCUCAUUGCCUAACCAUCGCCAAAAAAAAAAAAAAAGCAAAAUUUUCUCAAAAACACAUUCUCUCUCUAAACCCCACUUUUUUUUCUUAAAGGUUGCGUCAUCUGUCCGAAUUCAUCCGUCUCUUUGCUUCCUCCGAUCGGUCUCCUUUCCACAUCGCCGCACGCUGUGGACUGUGUGAUGAUUGCUGUUUGCUCCCGUCGCUAUAUAUAUAUAUAUAUAUUAAUCGGGUUAUUUUCCGGUCGGCUGCUGCUACAUCGGUGACUUUUUAUCUGUCUUUUCCUUGCAAUCUUCGGGUAUGAUCGUGAUCAUUUCUGUGAAUCAGAGUCGAUUUUGGAUGUUAACGGAUACAUGAGCUCCUAUGUUUCGUGCAAAUUCGUGUUCUUUCUAGUAGUUGUUUGCUUUAGAUUCCGAUGCUGAGAGUAGACCAAACCGGUGAUCAGUUUCUACGCCCCAAUUGUGUGCUGGUUAGCUGUUUGGGAGUUUCCUAGGCUAUAGCUGGUUUGAAUCAUGCAGGUUUAGAGGGGCAAUGAUGGUUUCUCACUCUAGUUUCAGGAUUUGGUGGCUGCCAUUGUCAUUGCAAAUGCGGUGUUGCACAGCAAUGUGAACUUGAACUCUGAGAUAAGUGAAGCGAAAUUUAUUAGCGUGUUUUUUAGAGGCGUAAGAUUUAUUCCGAUCCUGCUGAGUAAGUUACAUCCUUAUGGGAAUAAGCAGUUAACCACAAUCAGAAAAAGAUGCUUGAAGUCUGAUAUAAGGUAGCCAUGGGCAGAGAACUUCAAUCAUUCUCAUGGGAAGACAACCAUCAUACUAUGAAGGUAUCUGGAAUGACAUGCUGCCACAUACAAGCGUUUUAUUUGGAUGCACCAUGAUGUGAAACAUAGUGCUAAUUGUUUAAAAGCGUCCGUUCACACAACCUACUUUGUUUUACAAGCUCCUGGACUCAUAAGCCGCGAAAUCAGGAGAAGGAAUUACAUUUGGUGUUUUUUUUUUUUUUAUUGUAUUAGCUAGUGAAGUUAAAGGCCUUAUUGCUUCCGGCUGAUUUUACUUUCGUGAAUGGUAUGUGGAAGAUGUGAAUCGAUUGCUCAAUCAAGCACGGAUACGUUAGUGUAUUCUUGAUAGGUUGGGAAUUUCAAACCUAUUCCCCAUACCCUUCUAGGAUAAUUUGCCUGCAGAAGCAUUUUUGGAGGGUUUUAGUUCAGAAAAGUAAGUUCAUGUCCUGCUACUGCUAUUGAAUCCUCCAUGUAAUUUUCUUGGUCAUUCCGACAGUAAUUGUAAGUUAGCGAAAGACAUUUGCAAGGCCUUUUGUCUUUAUACAUACUCCAGAGCUGUCAUCUGUAUUUUUAGUGACAAAACAAUACUUGGUCUCUUUUGUUUAUGUAGAGACAAGUCACCGUUGGUAGAUAUAAACGAAGAAAUACUGUAUUGAAGUAUUGAUAGAAGCUGAAGUGAUAAUAUCAAAUGCCAUCUAUUCUUCCAUCCUCUUUCAUGUGUGCUUCUCUAUGAAUUGUUUCUGUAAAAUUUAUUAAGAUUCCGAAAUGGUGUAAAUUUCAUGUAUAAUGAAAUUCUUGUGAUUGUGUAGUUGAGAAUACUCUGACUUUUGAUGAUUAGAGAACCAGACUGAUGCUUUAAAUGCAGAAGCUUUUUACUUUCACACUCUUAUUUUUCUGUCUCUUUGAUUGACAAACUCUGAUCUGUAAGUUUUCUUUAUAUCUGUACUAGUUAAGAUUUUUUGUUUCCAUCUAAAAGCAUCAUGAACUCUCCAGCAGCACUGAGUCCAACAACUCGAAAACUUGUUUGAUUAUCAUGAGCUCUGAGGUAUAGUAUGGUAGGCAGUAGGUACUUCUCAUUCUAGAUCUUGUUCUUGAAACCAUGCACUGGUUUCUUAACCAUGACUUCUCAUUCUCUUAGUAUUUUUCAAAUAGGUGACACAUAUUCAGCCACCAUCUGGUCCUCCUUUGGUUCUCUUUAAGAAAUACCAUUCUUGAGCGAAAACUGAGUUUGCUUGGUAAUUAAAGAAAUCUUUUUCUGGAUGAAUUUUGAAUGCUGAGAGAACUUCCUGUGCAGGUAUAGCUGGACUCCAAGGUUGAAGCUUUGUGUAAUCAUGGGACACAGACAUUUUCUCGGUUCAUCCCAAUAUUUUGAUGAUGAACAUGAUCAAUACUGGAGUCAUAUACACCCAGAGCAUCCAUAUACGAAUCUAGCAAGAACUGGGACCAGUGAGAACAGAUCACAUAUUUAUCCAGCAGAAAACAUGUCGAGUGAAGUAAUGCCAGUUUCUUCGCAUUGGAACUCGUCUACAGGACCAAACACCUAUACUUCCUCAGCGCAUGGUGUGGAGAGACCACACUACAAUCCAGGGACUUCGGUCCCAUCCCAUGAUCCUUUCAUGAGUUCAACAACAGUUGCAAACUUCUCUGCUCCACAUGAAAACUAUGUGUCAUAUGCAUCUUCUUCGAACUGCAACAACCAGGCAUGGUCAAAUGCUAGUUAUGGUGAUCAACCUAUGGAAAAUGUGAGAGGAGCACAAAAGCGAAAAAGCCCAUGCGCUUCUUCCAUCUAUGAAAUGGGCAGUUCAAGCCAUUACCAUGGUGACAGAGCUUCCUCAGACAUCCCUUUCUCCUCGGAAUUGCAUUUGGGAAAAUCAACAACUCAUGAUCAUGAUCUGCAUUACAUGCCGUGGCUCAUGAACCCAACUUACAGAAGCGAUAACCUCUCGAUCAGAGGAGAGAGUUCUUCAAGGAAUGUCCGGAGUCGUCCUACACUUGAUUUAGAGACCAGUGUAGAUAGACAUAAUUUUCCAAGAGGCCCGGAGUUUGAUUCUCGUUCUACACACCACAGUGUUGAGCAUUCGGCCUCAGGUCAGUUUCACGUAAAUAAGGAGUGGACCUGUCCUCGACUCUCCCCAGUUCCUGGAGAUAUAAAUGGCUUUAGUCCAGAGACAAGUAAUCUUCUUCCUGCAAGAACAUCUGUUGAUGCAAGUGGCUAUCACCAUGGGUUAAUCGGAAACAGAAACUCUACAGUUUCCCACGGUUUUCACGGAACUUCAACACCAUCUGCAAGCAGCUCUCGGUUCUCUCAUAGGUCAACAACACCCACCUAUAGAUCUUCUUCAAACGGUUUGCAAUUGGGACAUGUAGCAUCUUCGUCUGGAGACAGGUCUCAUCAUUUGGUCACUGAGACAUAUCCUUCUAGGCAUCUAAGGCCACCACCACACAUUUCAUGGCGUAGCAGUGAUCGCCCAGGGAGACGCAGGAGUUCUUAUGAGAGGUUUCAGCCUCCUUUCGAUGAAGUUGCUCUCCAUGAACGGUUUUCAUCUCAGGGAUUUAUGGUUGUAGAUCGCCAACAGCACUACGGCUCCAGAAACAUGCUUGAUCACCACAGAGACAUGAGACUCGACAUCGAUAACAUGACAUACGAGGACCUUCUUGCUCUCGGUGAAAGGAUUGGGAGUGUCAACACUGGUCUAUCGAACGGAGCAAUCUCCAGUUGCUUGUUAGAGACGUCGUGUUUUCCGUUGUAUCAAACGGAUGAGCAAAGAAAAUGCGCAAUCUGCCUGGAGGAGUACAAGGAAAAAGAAGAGCUAGGGGAACUUAAGGGGUGUGGUCAUGACUAUCAUGUGAGUUGCAUCAAGAAAUGGCUCUCUAUGAAGAACUCUUGCCCUAUUUGCAAAUCACCUGCUUUGCCUGAUAAGCACCCAUGUUAAAUUAUAUACAAUAAUUUUGCUUUUGUUUAAAAGUAAUAUUUGUGAUAGACGGUAACAUUCAGUUGUACUUGUAGUAUUUGUAAAUAUAAUGAUUAUUCAGAAUGGGUUUUAUAUAUGUUUUUGGGGAAGAAAUAAAAACUCACAUUGGAGAAUUUGAUCCUUAUGGAUCUGUGGAUUUUAA